Molecule: messenger RNA, 3490 nt
Organism: Asterias rubens (European starfish)
Lineage: Eukaryota; Metazoa; Echinodermata; Asteroidea; Forcipulatida; Asteriidae
Product: serine/threonine-protein kinase PINK1, mitochondrial-like
Exons: 8
Coding region: 244-2223 (659 amino acids)
Biological process (GO): protein phosphorylation; autophagy of mitochondrion; positive regulation of mitochondrial fission
Cellular component (GO): mitochondrion
Molecular function (GO): protein serine/threonine kinase activity; ATP binding
Source: RefSeq, a predicted model, not a curated record
AAAAUACACACGAUAAAUUUUCUGUGACUAGGGCGCGGUUCAUAUUUCAUCAGAAAAUUCGACAUUCGACGGUUGCCUUCAUACCAAUUCUAUGGGCCCACUGGGCCCCUUAAACUGUAAAGAUAUUAAGAACAGUCUUAUUUCUGCAAGAACAUAUUAAGUAAACCUCCUUUGAGCGGGUGAUUUUUCUCUCCCAGAUCCAACUUUGUGUGCCGUGUGCGUGGAGGGUGAAAUCUGUGCACGAUGUCAUUACGGCUCGCUCUUGCAGAAGUAAUCAGUCUUGCGCGGCGAAGGGUUCUGGGAACGUAUAAAAACUACCGCUACCCAGCAGUAAAACCUCAAAAUCAGGCAGUUUCAGCAAGACUUAGCCUCCAGAAUACACCGAUAAGCGGUCAGGGAGGUAGAGUCCAGAGCUUUGCUGCUCAGUUGCGUCGGAAUGCGGCGCUGAGGUUCAUCGAAACUCGCAAUGCUGCUUACGGGAGAAGAGCAGCGAGAUGGGGAGGUUUGUUCCCCGGGUUUGCCUUCGUGGGGCUGACCCUAGCUGCAGGGGAAAGUGACCGUCUUCUCGGCCAAGAGGACGGCGAGGUGAAUGAUGAGGAGACGGUGCGAAAGUUGCCACUGGACACAUGUUGCGAUAUAGUUAGGAAUAUUUUUGGUAGGGAAGACAAUCAUCUUGACCCUCAUCUUGAAGAAAAAGAUUUCCCCUCCGACAUCACAGCUUACGACAUCUCCAAGACACUUCUUGGCAAAGGUACAAGUGCCUCCAUCUAUGCAGCAAGACUGUCGACCCUCUCGGAGGAAAGGGAAUUGGAAGACGAAGACUCUCUUGAUGAGGAAGUCGAUGAUGAGAAUGAAGAUGAUUGGGAGAUGGUUUCUGAUGAUGGAGGACUGAGAUCUGGUAAUCUUCAAGAUGCUGAGAGUGAGACUGAAGGAUUCACUUUGCUUGGGAGACUGGAGGAGGUCUCGGAUGCAGAUGAAGAUGUUCUUGAUGAGGCCAGCGCAAAAUGUUCUCAAGAACUUCCUUCUGAGGCAGAUACUAGUGAAAGCUAUGAUCUGGCUUUGAAGAUGAUGUUCAACUAUGACAUAGACUCCAACUUCUUGGCCAUCUCACACGCUUUCCAGAGAGAGUACUUGCCUCUCUGGCCAGCAGCCGUAACCAAGGGAACCUUUGGAACUGUCCAAUGGGAGAACGGGGACAGAGCAAAAAAGAAGAAAAAGGAACGUUUUCUGCCACCUCAUCCGAACACUCUAGAGAUCUACCAUGCGUUUGUGGCAUCAACAGUGACCCAUGACCUGGAGGAGGCACGGACUCUCUUCCCAGCUGCAUUGCCAAUGAGACUUCAUGUUGACGGGAUGGGACGGAACCAGACCAUGUUUUUAAUCAUGAAGAGGUACGACAUGACGCUAGACGAGUACAACAACAUUAUCGGUUUCCCAUCACAGCGUGUCGCCAUGGUGAUGAUUGCACAACUACUUGAGGGUGUGUCACACCUGGUGGAUUAUGGGAUAGCUCAUCGUGACCUGAAGUCCAAUAACAUCUUAGUUGACCUUGCAGAGGGGAGCCCUCAUGUGGUGAUAGCGGACUUUGGAUGCUGUCUGGCGGACGACACAGUGGGGCUACACCUUCCCUACCCAACGAGGCAUACGGAGAUCGGAGGAAACAGCGCCCUCAUGGCCCCAGAGAUCAAGCUAUCUACGCCUGGCCCUGACUCUACCAUCAACUACACCAAAUCAGAUGCGUGGGCUAUUGGAGCAAUAAGCUAUGAGAUAUUGGGCUUGAUGAAUCCUUUCUAUCGGCGAGACGAUGGGAGGCAGGGGCUCGACAGCGCCUUGUACGAGGAAGAAGAGUUGCCAGAGUUACCAGAUAACACACAACCUGGUCUGGUGAAAGUCAUCAAAGGGUUGCUAAGGAAAGAUCCAAAGACGCGACCUACUGCAAGGAUAGCAGCCAACAUGCUUCAUCUGUCUCUAUGGCAACCACCAGUUUUCACUUUCACAUCAAUGGAAGACUGUCCGGUGCUUCCCGCUCAAAUCUCCAUCCAGGAACACCUGAAAACAUGGCUGCUGUGCAUGACAGCUGGCCUGCUGUGUCAAAGGUCAACGCAGAAUGUCAAAGGUCACAAGCUUUGGCUUGACCCAACUGAGUACCAGUUGUGUACAACCUUCAUGUCGGGUGUGACCUCGAAUGACCUUCAACAAGCAGCGAACUUUUUGGUUGACUAGGCUAACCUCAGUCUGACCGUUUUGAGGGUGCUCUUAACAGCACCGUGUGUCACAGGGUCUAAUAAAAAAAGCGGACAGAACCCUACGACAUAAUUGUUAGCCUUUUAGCGUAAUUUUGUCUACCCUCGCAUUGACUGCCGUGACACCAUGUCAGAAAUCUCUUUUGAGUAGUGGUCAGAGCAACCAUUUUACUCCGCGGCAAUAGAAUAAAAAGCAAGACCCUGUUCCCAAAGAAUAAAAAUCUAUACAGCAACAUAUUUACACACAUGGUGUUACCGCAAAUUAAAUAUACAGUGAUGCCUUCUACCAUGCGAUGCCUCAAAACAUAUAUUAAUGAAAAAUACAAAAGCAGCUCUACAACAGAAUGUUUCUUGACUUACUAGUGUGGCAUUUAUUUGCAUACAAUUGCCUCAUUGUCAAGAAGACAACAAUACAGAGUACAAAAGAGUCAUUGUCUCCUAAAAGUGUCUUUGUUCUUGCAGAGGUCUCCUCACAAGUUAUUAAACUGGUUUUUUUUUAAUAUCUAGUAUUAUUACAUUUGCUUAGUUGAUAACUCUAAAAUUCCAUCUUCGAUCUCUGUCAAAUAAUUUUAAUAUUACAGCUUUAUUUAUAAACAACUGUUUAAAAAGAAUUCCUCUCUGCGGAAAGCAAGUUUUCUUGUUUAAACUUUACGAUUUGGUUUUUGAAAGUUAUAGAUUCCUAGUUUUUUAGGUGCUAUUUUUGGACGAGACAUCAAUACGUUCCUAGGUUUGGAAUAGCAGCUUGAAUAUUCUUCAGAUAUUUUCAAAUUAUUAUUUUUGUGUGUGUGCGACAAAACAAGUUUGCUUAAACAGUUAAUAGUUUUGGGAUGAAUGAAAGUACAUAAUUGGUAAAAAAUAUUUGAAAACAUAUGGCAAUUUUUUUUAAACGGAAAUUUCAUCCCUCUGUGGAAAUAUUACAAAGUUUGAGGUAAAUGAUGAGAAAAAUAGUUAAACCUAUUUUGUAGGGAUAUUGUGCGUGUUCGACUUGGGCCGUUUUGGAUUGCUCGAGUUGAAAUAGCAUUUAUUUGUGGUGUGUUUUAAAACUAUUAUCUCUUGAGGAUUGUUCUUUAAGAAUUUCAAAUGAUCAAAACUUUCAUAUUUUUACCAAUUCUGUACUUUGUCCUUACCCCUUUUCAAGUUCAACUACCGCUUUACACAGAUUGCACGUUUUUUAAAAGAGUGAACAAAACUUGCAAUGCUUGUUUUUGUGAAAAUAAAGAUAAAUACCGAUAUUUUUAGCACGUUGA